Molecule: messenger RNA, 873 nt
Organism: Fusarium keratoplasticum
Lineage: Eukaryota; Fungi; Ascomycota; Sordariomycetes; Hypocreales; Nectriaceae
Product: Cytochrome b5 heme-binding domain-containing protein
Exons: 1
Coding region: 1-873 (290 amino acids)
Cellular component (GO): membrane; endomembrane system
Source: RefSeq, a predicted model, not a curated record
AUGGAAGAAGAGUCGACUUUGCGCCACCGAAAGCCUCACCACGAGGAGCCCAAGCCUGAGCAAGACCAGGAGGAGACGUCCGAGUCUGAGUCUGAGAACGAGGGGGGCAAGACCAGAUCUUCCAAAGAGAUUGAUGAGGAAGACCCUUGGGAUGGCUACACUCCCUACGUCGACGUCCUCCGCGUCAUAACCUUCUUGCUGCUCGCAUCAUGCGGCCUCAGCUACGUCAUCAGCGGAGGCAAGAGCUGGUUCUGGGGCAUGAAGAACAAGCCCGACUACUUGACUGUCAAGUACUACAAGGAGCUUAUCACUGGACCAGUUGAGUUGUCUCUUCCAGCUGUCAUUCCUCUGCUAACACCUACACAGCCGCCGCCCACCUACCUGACCCUUGACGAACUCAAGCUCUACGACGGAACCGACCCCGAUAGACCCCUCCUCCUCGCCAUCAACGGCACCAUCUACGACGUCUCCAACGGCCGCCGCAUGUACGGACCCGGCGGUUCAUACCACUACUUUGCCGCCACCGACGCCGCUCGCGGUUUCGUCACGGGCUGCUUCGCCGAGGACCGCACCGCCGACCUGCGCGGCAUGGAGGAGGCCUUCCUACCCCUCGACGACCCUGAGACGGACGCCCACUGGACCCCUGAGGAGCUCGCCGCCCUCAAGGAGAAGGAGCUGGCCGAGGCCAAGGAACACGCCCACAAGGCCCUGCUCCACUGGGUCAACUUCUUUGCCAACAGCAAGAAGUACUCCAAGUACGGCUACGUCAGCAGGGAGGACGACUGGCUCGAGAAGGAGGAGCCCAAGGUGCUGUGCGACCAGGUGCAGGCCACCAGGAAGAAGAGAAAGAUUCCCGGCAAGGAGGAGGAUUAA